AAGCCUGCCGCACUAAGGUUUAUGCAGUAAGCGGACGGGAUGAUCAAGCUGAUUCCCGGCCUGGACUCAGCGGCUAAAGCAAGAUUGGCCAAUUCGGUGCUCUUCCUCAAGGAAAGGCCUGUCAAGGAGUCGGGCGAGGAGGUCUGGCUCUCCCGCAUGUUCUGGUGCCCAUAUAUACGAUGGUUCCCAAGUUUGUGCAAGCCUCCAAAACAAGUAUCUCUUCACAAUUUCCUGGUACACACAGAAUCUCACGAAAUAUUUUAUUUGAUUACUUUUUUUCCCCUACACUUGGCAAUUUGUUUUUGCUUAUUGCUUCCUUGGUUUUUCGAGAAGCGGGCAAAAAUGGCACUCCAAACUGAGACAAUCGUGCAGCCCUCUGCACCAAAUCCUGGGGUCAUCGAUAUUGAUACAGACUUCGCAGACACGGAUGGCGACUCAGUCAACAGCAUUGGCGGCGGAUCGUCGUUUGGAACCUCGCUCUCCUCCUCAAUCCUAGAAUAUAGAUACGAAAAUGGAAGAAGAUAUCAUGGAUACAGGAACGGUUCUUACAUGUUACCAAAUGACGAGGCGGAACAGGAACGACUCGAGUUACAUCACCACAUUUUCCGCCUCAUACUAGGUGGUCGCCUCUUCCGAGCACCCAUUACCGCCAAGCCGAAGAGAGUGCUGGAUUUUGGGACGGCAACGGGUGCAUGGGCCAUGGACUUUGCUGACGAGUUCCAAUCCGCCACCGUCAUCGGCAAUGAUCUGAGCCCCAUUCAACCAUCUUGGGUGCCUCCUAAUUGCAAGUUUUAUGUCGAUGAUGUUGAAAGCGAAUGGGUGUAUACACCAAACGAGGCAUUUGAUUUUAUCCACGCGCGGGGGAUGGGCGGGAGCAUAAAGGACUGGAACAUGCUGUAUAACCGUGCACUCCAGCACCUGAAGCCUGGCGGCUGGAUCGAGAUGCAAGAGUAUGAAGCGUGGGUUUCCUCCGAUGAUGACCCCACGCUUAAGAAGUGUCCCAAUACCGCCCGCUGGCUAGCCCUGAUAGACGAAGCGAGUAUAAAAUUUGGAAAACGCAUGAAUGUUGCUCGCGAACAGAAGCAGCAUUUGAUUGACGCCGGUUUCAAGGAUGUUCGGGAUGAUGUAUACAAGGUCCCAAUGGGCACAUGGCCCAAAGAUCCCAAACUCAAGGAGAUGGGCGCAUUCCAGAUGGAACACAUGUGCAACUGUAUUGAAUCAUUCAGCCUGGCCCUCUUCACUCGGAUCCUGGGCUGGAAAAUGGACGAAACCCAACUCUUGUGCAAUGCAGUACGAAAGGAAUUCCGCGACCCCAAAAACCAUCUCUUGACUACUUUCCACUUCGUGUAUGGACAGCGGCCGACAUCGUAA
This is a messenger RNA of Histoplasma capsulatum G186AR, 1371 nucleotides long. Its product is annotated as methyltransferase. The transcript is spliced from 4 exons. Gene Ontology annotation, molecular function: methyltransferase activity. NCBI's taxonomy places the organism in Eukaryota, Fungi, Ascomycota, Eurotiomycetes, Onygenales, Ajellomycetaceae. Bases 550 to 1371 code for a protein of 273 amino acids. The record is from RefSeq and is a predicted model, not a curated record.